AUGGAGCAGGGGAGCUGCUGUGCAGAGGACUCGGGGCCUGGGCCUAUCAGGGUGAAGACCAGGCCCUGCCAUGGGGGCUGGAGAGCCCUGGGCCUGCUGCUGCUGCUGCUGCUGCUGGCAUUGGCCACUGCUGGGGCUGUGGCUGGAGGGCUUUUUGGCUUUGCUCACAGCCCUCCCAAGCCACUGCUACAGAUGUUCCGUCUGACCCUCCCGAGCCCCAGGGUGUACCAGUUCAACCAAACUGCCCAGGUGGACGUGGCCGGGAAUGUGGCAACCAUCAGGGUAACGCCGACUCAGAGUAACCACAGCUGGGCGGUGCUGUUCGAUGGGCAGAGCGGCUGUGUCUGUUACCGACCUGCAGAGCACCGGGCCUGCUUCCUCCACCUGAUGGAGGCCAGAGAUCGAAAGACCCUGCAGCUUCUGGUGAACACCUCGAAGACCCAGGGGUCUAACAGCCCCAGCCAGGACACCCACUAUGCUCAGGAGCUGCUGGCGGUGCUUGGGAGCCAUGAGGUGGACCCUGCCCAAGUGGGGGCUUCAGUCCGUCACUUUUGCUCAAAGAUCCCCAUUUACUGGGCCCGUCGAGCAGAGGGGCCCCGGAGGCAGCGGCUGAUCUAUCUAUGCAUCGACAUCUGCUUCCCAAGCAACAUCUGUGUGUCAGUCUGCUUUUAUUACCUCCCAGACUGA
Messenger RNA from Pipistrellus nathusii (Nathusius's pipistrelle), 687 nucleotides. NCBI's taxonomy places the organism in Eukaryota, Metazoa, Chordata, Mammalia, Chiroptera, Vespertilionidae. The record is from the annotation of a GenBank genome assembly.